CUGUGAUGGUGACGUCACUGCCGCCCCUCUGACGUCAUAAUCUCUCCGCUGACGUCAUGGCGGUGCCGGGGGCGUGGCCGCCGCGGGGGGCGGAGCCCUCGGACAGCAGCCCCGAGCCCCCCUCCCCCUCCAGCUCCCGGCCCCCCCUGUCCGACUCCAGCCCCUCCCCCACCGAGACCACGGCCACCCAAUGUGGGCGGGGCCAAGGGGGCGGGGCCAGGGCUCGCCACGCCCCUCCCAACCUUGCCGGGGUGGGGGGGGAGCGGCCGCUGGCGCUGUUUGAGGAGGAGCUGGCCACCCGUCCCCGCGUGCCGGCGCUGCUGCGCAGGAUGGCCCCGUACAGCGCCCUGAGCCCGGACAGCGACUGCGGCACCGCACAGCGCCGCGCCCUGGGCACGUUUCAGGGCGUGGUGGCGCCGUCGCUGCAGUCGCUGCUGGGGCUGGUGCUGCUGCUGCGCCUGCCCUGGGUCGUGGGACACGGCGGCGUCCUGGGGACAGCGGCCAUCGGGGUCCUGCUGGGGGCCUGCAUGCUGCUGACCGCCGUGUCCCUCAGCGCCGUGGCCACCAACGGGCUGGACCCCGGGGGCGGGGCGCUGUCGCUGCUGUCGGGGGCGCUGGGCCCCGAGGCCGGGGGGGCCGUGGGCGUUUGCGGCUUCCUGAGCGCGGCGUUCACGUGCGCGGCCGCGGCGCUGGGCGGGGCCGAGCUCCUAUUGGUGUACCUGAGCCCCGGCUGGGCGGUGCUUCCGGGGCGUGGCCGCUGGGGCCGCCUCAACAACGGGCGUGGCUACGGGGCGGGGCUGCUGGCGCUGCUGGGGGCGGGGUCUCUGGCCCCGCCCCGCGUGCACGCAAUCGCCGCCCCCCUGGGCCCCGCGGGGCUGCUGCUGGCGCUGCUGGCGCUGCAGGCGGGGUCCCUGCGCCACGCCCUGCGCCCCGACCCUGCCCACGCGCUGUGCCUGCCCCCCCGGCCCGGGGACCCCCUCCUGCCCUGCUCCCCCCCCGAGCCCCCCAACGCCUCGCGGGGCCCUCCCGGCCAGCAGGGGGCGCUGCCCGCCCUGCCCGGGCCCAGCGCGGGAGUGCUGGCACGGAACCUGUGGCCCCGCCCCUCAGAGGCGGGGCUGGGGGCGGGGCCUGAUCAGGAGGAGGGCGGGGCCGACGCCUCCUUCGGGGCCCUGCUGGGGCUGAGCCUCCCCUCGGCCGCGGGGGUGCUGUGGGGGUGCAGCCGCUGCUCGGAGCUCGGGGACGUCGCUCGCUCCGUCCCGGCCGGGAGCCUCGGGGCCGCCAUGGCCACGGCCCUGGGAUACCUGAGCGCGGCGCUGCUGCUGGGGGCCAGCGUGGAGGGACAGCUGCUGCGGGACAAGUUCGGUGCCACCCUGGGCGGUGUCCCCGUGCUGGCCGCUGUCGCCUGGCCCUGGCCGUGGCUGCCCGUGCUGGGGGCGGGGCUCUCGGCGGGGGGGGCGGGGCUCCAGGCGCUGCUGGGCGGGUCCCGCCUCCUGCGCGCGCUGGCGCGGACACGGGCGCUGCCGCUGCCGCGCGCUCUGUCCCGGGGCCGGCUCUGGCCGCUGUUGGUGACCCUGCUGACCGCUGCCCUGGGGGUGCUCCUGGGCUCUCUGGACCUGCUGGCCCCGGUGCUCUCCGUGCUGUGCCUGACGUCACACCUGGGGCUGAACCUGGCGUGCGCCCUGCAGGGGCUGCUGCCCACGGCCGGCUGGAGCCCGCGCUGCCCGCUGUACCACUGGUCGGUGUCCCUGGCCGGGGCCCUGCUCUGUCUGUCCCUCAUGUUUGUCACCUGCUGGCACUGUGCCCUGCUGGCCCUGGGCAUCGGCGCCACCGCCUACAAAUACCUGGAGUUCCGCAGCGCCCAGAGCGAGUGGGGGGAGGGGCUGCGGGGGCUCUCGCUGAGCGCGGCCCGGCUGGCGCUGCUGCGGCUGGAGGAUGGACGGCCCCCGCCCCCCAGCCUCAGGCCGCAGCUGUUGGUGCUGUCCAAGCCCGGGGACCCCCCCGGGCCCCCCCCCCGGCCGGAGCUGGUGGCACUGGCCGCGCAGCUGCAGGGAGGGGGGCGGGGCCUGACCGUGCUGGGGGCGGUGCUGGGCGGGGCCCUGCACGAGGAGCUGCCCCGGGCCAGGGGGGCUGAGAAGGCGCUGCGGGUGGCGCUGUCCCGGGCCGGUGCCCGCGGUUUCGUGCAGGUGUUGGUGACCCCGGAGCCGGGGGCGGGGCUGGCGGCGCUCGUGCAGGGGGUGGGGCUGGGGGCGCUCCGCCCCAACACCGUCCUGCUGGGCUGGCCCCGCCGCUGGCGGCAGCAGCCCGACCCCGCCAGGGCCGCCAGGGACUUCGUGGAGCUGCUGCGGGUGGCGGGCGCGGCGGGCCGGGCCCUGCUGGUGUCCAAGGGCGGAGCGGAGCCCGGCCCGGUCCCGGGGGUGUCCCCGGGGGUGUCCCCGGUGCCGGGGCUGUCCCCGGGGGUGUCCCCGUGCCCGGGGGUGUCCCCGGGGGUGUCCCCGGGGGGGUCCCUGGAUGUCUGGUGGGUGGUGGGCACCGGGCGCCUCCUGACGCUGCUGCCGCUGCUGCUCCGACAGCACCCGGUGUGGCGGGGGUGCCCCCUGCGCCUGUUCACGGUGGCGCUGCUGGAGGACAACAGCGAGCGGCUGCGGCGCCUGCUCGAGGCCGUGGUGCGGCGCCGGGGGCUGCCGGCACAGGUGCACGUGGUGGAGCUGCACGACGGCGCGGUCUCUGAUUACACGUACGAGCGGACGCUGAUGAUGGAGCAGCGCUCGCAGAUGCUGCGCCAGCUGCGCCGAGCCCAGGGAGGCCCCGCCCCCUCGCACCCGCCCAGCGCCGCCGAGGAGGACGAGGGGGGGGGAGGGGAACCCCGGAGAGGGCCCAGCCCGGGGAACGUCCGGCGCAUGCACGCCGCCGAGCGCCUCAACGCCGCCAUCUUGGCGCACUCGGGGGGGGCGGGGCUGGUGCUGCUGGACCUGCCGCCCCCUCCCCCCCCGCGGCCGCACCGGCCCCGCGAGAACUACCUGGAGUUCCUGGAGGUGCUGACCGAGGGCCUGGGGCCGGUGCUGCUCGUCAGGGACGGCGACGGAGACGGAGACGGAGACCAGUGCUCCCAGUAUGGAACUGGGGAAACUGGGGAGCCCUGAGAGCCCUGAGAGCCCAGUGCUCCCAGUAUGGAACUGGGAAUGGGCCCAGUGCUCCCAGGAUGGGACUGGGGAAACUGGGGAGCCCUGAGAGACCAGUGCUCCCAGUAUGGAACUGG
Molecule: messenger RNA, 3256 nt
Organism: Zonotrichia leucophrys gambelii
Lineage: Eukaryota; Metazoa; Chordata; Aves; Passeriformes; Passerellidae
Product: solute carrier family 12 member 4-like
Exons: 23
Coding region: 57-3140 (1027 amino acids)
Biological process (GO): chloride transmembrane transport; potassium ion import across plasma membrane; cell volume homeostasis
Cellular component (GO): plasma membrane
Molecular function (GO): potassium:chloride symporter activity
Source: RefSeq, a predicted model, not a curated record